This is a messenger RNA of Coprinopsis cinerea okayama7#130, 557 nucleotides long. RefSeq lists its product as hypothetical. The transcript is spliced from 4 exons. Lineage: Eukaryota; Fungi; Basidiomycota; Agaricomycetes; Agaricales; Psathyrellaceae. Gene Ontology annotation, molecular function: structural constituent of cell wall. The coding region runs from base 55 to 393 and encodes 112 amino acids. Gene Ontology annotation, cellular component: fungal-type cell wall. The record is from RefSeq and is a predicted model, not a curated record.
CCUCCCCAGUACUCAGACACGUCUGUUUUGCACCACACCCACCGUUUCUCUACGAUGUUCUCCAAGGUUAUCACUACCAUCUCCCUCUGCGCUCUCUUCCUCGGCGUCUCCGCCGCCCCCAGCGACAGCAACCAGUGCAAUGGUGGGCAAGUCCAGUGCUGCAACAAAGUCCAGGACUCGAAGUCCCUCGAUGCGGGCGUCAAGGGCCUCCUCGGGGUGCUUAACAUCGACCUCAGUCAAUUGACUGGCCAGGUCGGUGUCACUUGCACCGCUGUCAAUGUUGUUGGCGUUGGAGGUGGAAGCCACUGUUCCAACCAAGCCGUCUGCUGCAACAACAACAACUUCAACGGUGUCGUCGCCCUGGGCUGCACUCCCAUCAAUGUCAGUGUCUAAGCCGCAGGCACUAUUGGCGGUACACCUCGCUCCAUGGACACUUUUAAUUUAGAUCGCGUAUUUUUUUGGAUUUCGUAGUAGCACUAGUACUCGUCUUUCGCUUGUACUCUUGGUCUACCAUGCAUGUCAUUUAGCUCCUUGGUAUCCAUUAUCCGUUCUCAGUC